ACCAGCAGUUGGCUUCUUGUGUCAAUGUUUAGUCCUUGUAGUAAAAGUUAAAUUUGUAUUUUAUACAAUAGUGAACAUGUCAGAUCGUUUACAGACUCAGUCAAUAGUAUUGAGUAAGUAUCACAAUCUUGAUAAACAUAAUGAUGACCCUCCUGUUAUCUUAUAUUUAUGAUGUGCAUGAAGCUUUGUGCACCAGUUGUAAAUCAGUGCUGUUUUAAAUCCAUGCAGGACAGUCUGUGAAAAUGGACCAGGCUUUGUUAACAUUUCAUAACCAGCUUCCCGAUGAAGUGUUUGUCUUCUACACCUCAGAUUAUUGCUACGAGUGUGUGUUCCAGCAUUUGGUCAGUGUGAAAGGUGGCAAGAACAACAAAACUGCAGUGAUCAGCACCAAAUUCACUUUGACCUUGCGAGUGGAUUCAGAAAUGAGGAAUUCUACUAUUUGCAGGUGGAGUCAGAUAUAUGAGGAAGGUGGUCAUUACUCAGUGUGGAUCGAGGAGAUAGACGCUGCCAGUAAUCCCAGCUGCAGUCACACUUGGGAUAAAAAACCAAACAACGCACACCUGCCUCUUCUGGUGGCAGUUCUCUUGCUGGCCAUAAUCGCACUCUUGUUUGUUGUGGCACCUUACAUCUACAGGAGACGUCGCACAUCAAAAUUUAUUAAGACCAUUUGCUGCCAAGGCUCUCAGGGCUCAGUGGAUAAUGAUGGAGCACAUGCUUCUGAAGCUGAAAACAACGCCUCUAAACCAAAACCAACGCGUCUGCGCUCACUGGACACUUUCCGAGGGUUUGCCCUCACUGUGAUGGUUUUUGUGAACUAUGGCGGAGGAGGCUACUGGUUCUUUCAACAUGCUCCGUGGAAUGGUCUAACUGUGGCAGAUCUUGUGAUGCCAUGGUUUGUGUUCAUCAUUGGGACUUCAGUGGUGUUGGCUUUCAAAUCCAUGCGAAAGAGAGGAGUGACCCGCCUGCAGCUGCUGCGCAAAAUCUCCUGGAGAACAGUCGUCCUCCUGAUUCUCGGCUUCUGCUUCCUCAACUAUUCUCCAAGAGACGGACCACUGUCCUGGUCCUGGCUGAGGAUCCCUGGAGUGCUGCAGCGUCUGGCCUUCACCUACUUUGCUCUGUCUCUCCUGCAGACUUUCUGGGGCCAGGAAGAAAUCCCACUGAAAGAGUAUCACUGGUGGAACCCCAUCCAGGAUGUGGUCCUGUAUUGGCCACAGUGGCUGAUUAUCAUCCUACUGGAGACUCUGUGGCUGUGCAUCACCUUCCUCCUGCCUGUACCCAACUGCCCCACAGGGUAUUUGGGAGCUGGUGGAAUUGGUGAUAAUGGCCUUUACCCAAACUGCACUGGAGGCGCCGCAGGACUCGUUGAUAGAUGGAUGUUUGGUGAUAACAUGUAUAGGUACCCCACAUGCAAAGAAAUGUAUCACACCACACAGCCCUUUGACCCAGAGGGGGUUCUGGGUACAAUCAACUCCAUUGUCAUGGGAUUUCUGGGGAUGCAGGCGGGGAAAAUUAUCAUCUGCUUCAAGGGGUUAAACUUCCACAUCCUCUGCCGAUUCCUAGUGUGGGCUGUCAUCCUGGGAAUCUCUGCAGCCAUCCUUUCUAAGUGCACACGAGACGGAGGAUUUAUACCUGUCAAUAAAAACCUUUGGUCAAUUUCCUAUGUGACGUGUAUGGGCUGUUUCUCCUUCCUGCUGCUGGGAGUCAUGUACUUUGUCAUUGACAUCAAGGGCUGGUGGAGAGGACAGCCAUUCAUAUAUCCAGGCAUGAACUCCAUUUUUGUGUAUGUUGGCCACUCUCUCCUGGGUUUCUACUUCCCUUUCAGCUGGGAGAUGCGCUUCCAGGACAGUCACUGGGAGUGGCUCUUCCAAAACCUGUGGGGAACUGCACUGUGGGUGCUCAUCUCCUACCUGCUGUACAGAAAGAAAUUCUUCCUCAAAAUAUGAAACGGGAUGAUUAUUUGUCUCUCUCACUCUGUAGAUGCAAUCAUGUUUUUUUUCCUAUUAAAACCAAAUACUUGUCAUGGUUGGAUAAGUAUUAUAACAUCUAUGUAAGUAAAAAGCUGGCUCACAGUUCUUGGCCUAAUCAGUUUAGUUUAAUUCUUAUUGAUGUACAGCCUGCUCAGACACACAUCUGCAUGAAGUGCACAGAUAUUCCAUAAUA
Molecule: messenger RNA, 2160 nt
Organism: Scomber japonicus (chub mackerel)
Lineage: Eukaryota; Metazoa; Chordata; Actinopteri; Scombriformes; Scombridae
Exons: 17
Coding region: 243-1943 (566 amino acids)
Source: RefSeq, a predicted model, not a curated record